AUGGUUGUUCUAGCGGCUUCGAUUACAACACGGACGGGGAAACCUUUGUUGUCGCGUCAAUUCAGGGAGAUCACUAAAGAUCGUGUGCUGGAAUUGUUGUCGAACUUCCAGAGUCUGGUUACCAACAUUUCCUCCGACCAUACUUUUGUGGAAGAUGAGCACGUAAGAUACGUGUAUAGACCAUUUGAUGAUUACUAUAUCAUAUUGAUCACGAAUCGUCAAUCUAACAUCAUAAUGGAUCUUUCGACGCUAAAUCUGUUCUCUCAGACUGUCAAUUCCUAUUUGAGUAGUUACGAUGAGGCAGAGAUUUUUGAGAAUGCUUUCGAAAUUCUCAGUUCAUUCGACGAGAUUGUGGUAAUGGGAUACAAAGAAAAUCUAUCGAUCACCCAGGUCAACACGUACUUGUCGCUGGAAUCGCAUGAGGAGAGAAUUCAAGAAAUUAUUGAGCGUAACAAAGAGUUUGAAGCCACUGAAGAGAGGAAACGUCGUGCCAAGGAAAUCGCCCGCAGGGAACAGGAGAGGAAGAUGGGUAUUGCACCUUCUGAGUUUGGUGCUCCAUCAAACAGGUUCAUGGCAAGCAACGAUCCUAACGUAACCAAUGCAUACAAUAGCUACUAUAGCCACGCUUCUCCUGCAGCUCAGCAAUCAUACUUACACUCACAGAAGGAAGUAGCAGUUGAGAGCUAUGGCUCCAAACCGGUGGAAACUGCACAACGCCCGGUUGGCAGAGGUAUGAAAUUGACGGGCCAGUCCAAACGUAACAUCGGCACGUCAGCUAGAUCAUCUACGGCAACCAGGGCUUCACAGCAAGAGCCAGAAGAAGAGAAACCCGCCAACAACGGUAUUCUGAUCUCGAUCAAGGAAACCGUUAACGCUGAAAUCACUCGCGAUGGCGCAAUCAGCUCUUCCGAACUCAAGGGUGUUCUGGAGCUACGAGUCAACGACCGCUCCCUAGCCCACGCUAAAUUGACACUCGAUGAUAGUGUGGACGUCAAGGAUAGAUCAUUACAGUUCAAGACACAUCCAAACAUCGACAAGGCAGAGUUUUUGAAAUCCAAGACCAUCGGCUUGAGGGAUCAGGACAAGGCCUUCCCCUCUAACGACCAGAGUCUUGGUGUGCUCAGAUGGCGUAAAGUUGGUGCCGCAGACGACAAAAGCCUCGUGCCACUCGAAAUCUCUACCUGGGUAUCUCCUUCUGAGGAUAGCGAAGGUGUAUUUGAAGUCACAGUAGAAUAUGAGACCAACGAAAACUGUAAGCAACCACUAGAGAACGUCCUAUUCACAAUUCCUGUGGUCACAGAAAAUGUCUCGAUCAACGCCGAAAAUAACGAGCACAAUGUUAACAUCGUGACUGUCGAUGGCGAUGUCGGCGUCAUCGUCAAGCUUGAUUCCAUCGCACCGGGCUCCUCCGGUGUCUUUGGACUAGUCAUCGAAGCCGGCUACGAAGACGCCUUGUUCCCAAUCAACAUCGAUUUCAAGAGUUCCGAGACCACUGGCAAGAGUUUAACCGGUGUAGCUGUCGCAGAAGUCACUAGCUCGCAGGAGGAGGAUCAGAAACUGCCCUACGAUGUGAUCACUUCGCUCAAAAGCGAGGAAUAUAUUAUAGUCUAA
Molecule: messenger RNA, 1611 nt
Organism: Torulaspora delbrueckii
Lineage: Eukaryota; Fungi; Ascomycota; Saccharomycetes; Saccharomycetales; Saccharomycetaceae
Gene: RET2
Product: coatomer subunit delta
Exons: 1
Coding region: 1-1611 (536 amino acids)
Biological process (GO): retrograde vesicle-mediated transport, Golgi to endoplasmic reticulum; endoplasmic reticulum to Golgi vesicle-mediated transport; Golgi localization
Cellular component (GO): COPI vesicle coat; cytosol
Source: RefSeq, a predicted model, not a curated record